AUGGAGACUGCAGUGUUCAGCUGCUGGCUCCUUUUCCUGCUGUUCAGUCCAGCUGUUCCCAUGUGUUUACCCACUGACUUCACCCUGUAUGUGGAAAGGCCAGAGUGUGACUUUUGUGUGGCCAUCAACACUACCAUCUGCAUGGGAUUUUGCUACUCAAGGGACAGCAACAUGAGGGGUAUACUCGGCCCACGCUUCCUUAUCCAGAGAGGCUGCACUUAUGACAAGGUGGAAUACCGCACGGCUAUACUCCCCGGUUGCCCCCUCGACGCCAACCCCGUCUUCACCUACCCCGUGGCUCUCAGCUGCCACUGCGGCGCCUGCAGGACUGACAGCGAUGAGUGCGCACACAGGGCCAGCGUGGACGGAGCUAGGUGUACCAAACCAGUCAGACGUCUCUACCCUUACCCUGGCCAAACCAACUACAUGAUCCCUUUCUGA
Messenger RNA from Morone saxatilis (striped sea-bass), 441 nucleotides. It is a transcript of the gene tshba, whose product is annotated as thyroid stimulating hormone subunit beta a. Gene Ontology annotation, molecular function: hormone activity. Gene Ontology annotation, biological process: G protein-coupled receptor signaling pathway. Bases 1 to 441 code for a protein of 146 amino acids. Gene Ontology annotation, cellular component: cytoplasm; extracellular region. Lineage: Eukaryota; Metazoa; Chordata; Actinopteri; Moronidae. The transcript is spliced from 2 exons. The record is from RefSeq and is a predicted model, not a curated record.